AUAACUUGCAACAUAGUAGUCAAUCUCGUACCCAGCGCUCCUGUCCCUCUUUACUGCGCAAGACCAGAAGUAACGCGGGCUCUGGGUACGAGAUUACAAAGCAGUGUCGUAUAACCUCCAGUCCAGCGGCUYAACUUGUGAAUUUUUCGUGUACUUUCGAUUUUUGCUUUUAAUUCUUUCAGGUAAACAUCUACCUAGUGUCAACAAUCGUAUCCAUAGUCUUCACAAUUACACUAAUCACRUGCUAUAGUGUAAGUAUCGCCAUGAUGGUCAGCAGUGAAAGCUUUUGUAACAAAUGUCCUUCAAACUCAACAACCUGUAGCGAAGGACAGUGCAGCUUGCAAAUUACUCUUGGUUCAGUUGAGAUGUACCAAAGUGUACUGGAGCUCUGUGUUGCCGUGUGGACACUACUGAAAUGCAGGUUCAACAAGGGAAGCAGCARCAAAGACACCGUACAAGAUUCUAAGCAACAAGAAAAAGAUAUUCGAACAAGAAACAAGAACAACGAAGAAAAAUCAAAAAAGCCAACACGAUCUCACAUCAACUUUGCCCUAAAAGAAUCACCAAAAAAUACGAAUGAUCAGCCUCGGGUGACAUUACUUGAACUAUCCCGUAAUGCAAAACAAACAAGGAUAGAUGAUCAAAGGCUCUAGAGCCAGCCCUUGCAAUUGCCCACGCUAAGCGCAACAUCGAAAGACCUUACCAGAGUUCAUAACCGCAAUAGAUUGAAAACCUGACAAUUGCUUGCUUAGUUCACCCGGAUCAAGAGGAUCGAAUGAGUUUAGUGAAGUCACAAUUUAUGGCACAAAAGUUCAUAUUAAACUUUGGGUCCGAUCCAAAACGUUUUCGUUAUACAUAUUACAAUAUACACUAUACACCCUUUUAAUAAGUCCCGAGGAAUUACGUUCUCCGCACUUGACGUCAAAUUUAUUCUUUUGAAUUYCUUUUGUAUUKUAAAAAUUUCAAAAGAAKAAAUUUGACGUCAARYGCGGAGAAAACAAUACCUUGGGACUUAUUAAAAGGCUGUAUACGGACCUAUCAAGAGGAUUAUAUAUGUUAUGUUAUCGRAAAAAAAACAUAUUAAUGAAAUAAUUCAAUGCAAUAUAGGAAUAAAAUAAAACAAAAAUGUAAUUAAAAAAAUGGAGGAUAGAUAAUGAAAAAAGUUCAAAGUGCAUCUUGAAAAGAACGAACAACUAUCGAGGAUCGUUUAUGGGAAUAAACGUUGCGAAUAUGAUGUUUAUGGUGAAUAYCGCUGGAAAUAUUACUAUUUUUGCAUAAGAGAUAUGCUAUUAUUAAYUUAGUUGUUAAAAAAGUAGUGCAAUCGUGUUCGUUUGUUGUACAAUAAGAGCUCUUUGAAAUUCAGUUGAAUAAAUUCAAUGAAAGUUU
This is a messenger RNA of Exaiptasia diaphana, 1386 nucleotides long. RefSeq lists its product as uncharacterized. The transcript is spliced from 2 exons. The record is from RefSeq and is a predicted model, not a curated record. Bases 264 to 653 code for a protein of 129 amino acids. Lineage: Eukaryota; Metazoa; Cnidaria; Anthozoa; Actiniaria; Aiptasiidae.